CGUCGCUCCCUCUGACGCGCCGCCGACGCUUCUGCCGCCGCCGACCUGGAGCUCCUGCCGCCGCCCCUCCUCUCCGUCGAAGCUGGAGUCGUUCCGUCGAACCAAACAGGUCUGUAACUGUAAGCCAAACACCUCCAAAGAUGGGAAGGGGCGAAGGGGAGAAGGAAUCAAAGCGCCGACGCGGCCGCAGCAGCAAGAGGUCCCCUUCCCCUUCCUCGACCUCCUCUACAAGCCACAGCCCUGAGCCCCGGAGUCGCAGCAGCAGCAAGAGGUCUCGUCGCCACCGCCGUCACCACAAGAGCAGUUCCCGUGGCGACGACCGCCGCCGCCACCGGAGGCGCCACCACUCGAGGUCGGACUCAGAUGAUUCAGAUAGGGUGGAGGAGGCGCAGCAGAUUGUCCGUGACAUUCUCUGCGAAUUCCCAGCAAUCGCAUGUGAGCUUCGUCAACUUCUCCAAAUGGUAGAUAGUGGUGAAGGCAUUGAUAUAUCUGGUAUUUCUGACAAGCCAUUGGUGAAGCGCCUGAAGAAACUUUUCAGAUCACUGAAACUAAAAGAAAGUGCAAAUGGAGCUUACUUGCUGCCACCAAAAACUGUUCCUACCCUUGAUGUUGUUGGACCAGCAUUACCAGGAAGUGCCAAACUUGGAGAUGAUCAAAAUGAUGAUGUGACAUCACAAGGGAGACAAGUACCGCCGCCUAACUUUGAUGUACAAAAUAGAGAUGCUAUCCCUCCUGAAGACGGAGGACAAGUUGAUCGGGUAGAGGAGGCCCCUGUAAAGAGGGUAAUUGGUCCUGCAAUGCCUUCACGUGAAUUACUAGCUGCAGCAGCUGAAAUGACGGAGGCUCUUAGGUGCCGUGAUGCUGAAUUGGAAGCUGAUGAUGGUUUUCUUAUAGGCCCUCCACCACCUGCCAUGGUCGCUGAAGCUGCAUCUGCAAAUGAAGCCGAGCGAUUCGAGGAGGUUACUCGAAUAUUGGGUGCUGAUGCAGAUGCACUCUAUGAUGUUCUGGGCAUAAACUGGAAGAUGUCACCUGAGAACAUCAAGAAAAGGUAUUGGAAGCUAUCUCUUUUAGUGCAUCCGGACAAGUGCCCUCAUCCUUCAGCACAGGAGGCAUUCGUCAAGUUGAACAAUGCUUUCAAAGACUUGCAAGACCCUCAAAAGAGAGGCGCAAUAGAUGAGAAGAUAAAAAAGAAAGAAGAAAUGGAACAAUUUGAGGUUGAGCUUAAAGCAAUGCGCGAAGCUGCAGAAUGGAGACGAUUACAAGGUAUAUCUCUUGAAGGCGAUGAGGAACUUUUGGCAGUUCCGAAACAACCAGAAGCACCACCAACCCGGGAUGAAUGGAUGACUACGUUGCCACCUGAAAGAAAAGCUGGUGUACCAAUGCAUUCAACUACGUCAUUUAGCAUGAAUGGUAAAGAAGGACGUGGUGACACAAGUGCAUGGACAGAUACUCCUCUUGAUAGAGCCCAAAAAGCACAGCAAAACUACUUAGAAGCCUACGACAAAGCGAAGGCUAUUGCUGAUGGAUAUGAAGAACAGGUCAAAGCGUCAGAUGCUUCUCUUGUAGAUAAAUACAACUCCUCCAAACGAUCAGUAUCUCUUGUGCAAAAGCAUCGAGAGAGCAAAAAGGAGAAAAAGAAGCAUAAGCAACGUGAGAAAGAAGAAUGGGAGGAAAACCACCCAUGGAAGCCAUGGGAUCGUGAGAAAGAUAUUGCUGCUGGGCGGCAAAAUGUGGCUUUAGAUCCAGAGAACAUGACACAGGGAUUGUCAUCCCGUUUCUCAUCUGGAGCUGUGCAGCGGAACUUCCUGUGAGCAAUUUAGAUAUGACACAUGCCAAGGAAGCAUGGCCUAAUUUGGUGCCCAAAUACUGGUGUUGGAUGCCAGCCAAAGUUGCCGGGGGCACAGAAACCAUAGAGGAAAGUUCACAUGUUGAAUUCCAAUGGCGGGACCGCGAGAGACGUGGUGUUUUCUAGAGAGAGCUCAAGUUGUCGACAUACAAGGAACUGUUUUGCUUAAGAGUUGUUUCCAACUGUGCUAAGAUGGAGUAUACAGUAUGUUUGAGAUUUAAAGGAACGAGCAUUGUUGUAAUACUAUCCUGCUAUUCAUUGACUUGCUGUGUAAUGAACCGUGCGUUGGUAAUAAAAAUAAUGUUUCUUCUCC
Messenger RNA from Lolium rigidum, 2159 nucleotides. RefSeq lists its product as uncharacterized. The record is from RefSeq and is a predicted model, not a curated record. The coding region runs from base 141 to 1811 and encodes 556 amino acids. The transcript has 2 exons. NCBI's taxonomy places the organism in Eukaryota, Viridiplantae, Streptophyta, Magnoliopsida, Poales, Poaceae.